AUGUCAGGAAAGAAUCAACUUCCAGUUCAUGUUCGUGCUACUGAUGCUAUACAUAGAUUAACAGUAUUAGGUCUCGUUGGUUUCUGUGUUAUUGGUGGUGGUUCAAUAAUAUUUAAUGUUUGGGCAAAUUCAGAUUAUUCACCUUGGAAUAAAAAGAAAUUAAAAUUUGAACAAGAACAAUAUUAUGAAACUAGAGCAGAUGAAGAAAAAUAA
Molecule: messenger RNA, 213 nt
Organism: Lodderomyces jiufengensis
Lineage: Eukaryota; Fungi; Ascomycota; Pichiomycetes; Serinales; Debaryomycetaceae
Exons: 1
Coding region: 1-213 (70 amino acids)
Source: RefSeq, a predicted model, not a curated record